GCGGGGCCCAGGCUCUGCAGGGACCCCGGCUCCUGCUCGGCUCCCUCUCUGUAGGAACCCCAUCGCCACCUCCUCUUUGCAACGCCGCAUCCAGACCCUUGCACCCCCGUAUCAGCUCCAGCCGAGGUCCUGGCUCUCCAGCCUCAAGACUGGCGCAGGUUACAUACUGUUUACCAAUCUGUGGAACUGCCCGAGACACAUCAGAUGUUGCGUCAGACAUGCCGUGACUUUGCUGAGAAGGAGCUGGUCCCCAUUGCAGCCCAACUGGACAAGGAACAUCUCUUCCCCACAGCUCAGGUGAAGAAGAUGGGCGAGCUCGGGCUGCUGGCCAUGGAUGUCCCAGAGGAGUUCGGUGGUGCGGGCCUGGAUUACCUGGCCUACUCCAUUGCCCUGGAGGAGAUCAGCCGUGGCUGCGCCUCCACCGGAGUUAUCAUGAGCGUCAACAACUCUCUCUACUUGGGGCCCAUCCUGAAGUUCGGGUCCCCAGAGCAGAAGCAGCGGUGGAUCACCCCUUUCACCAGUGGAGAUAAAAUCGGCUGCUUUGCCCUCAGUGAGCCAGGGAAUGGCAGUGAUGCCGGGGCUGCUUCCACCACGGCCCGGGAAGACGGUGACUCGUGGGUCCUCAAUGGCACCAAAGCCUGGAUCACCAACUCCUGGGAGGCUUCGGCCACAGUGGUGUUUGCCAGUACAGAUCGGUCCCAGAAGAACAAGGGUAUCAGUGCCUUCCUGGUUCCCAUGCCAACACCUGGGCUCACACUGGGCAAGAAGGAAGAUAAGCUGGGCAUCCGGGCCUCAUCCACUGCUAACCUCAUCUUUGAGGACUGUCGCAUCCCCAAGGAGAACCUGCUGGGGGAGCCAGGGAUGGGCUUCAAGAUAGCCAUGCAAACCCUGGACAUGGGCCGCAUUGGCAUCGCCUCCCAGGCCCUGGGCAUUGCCCAGGCCGCCCUCGACUGUGCUGUGAAAUAUGCUGAGAACCGCAUUGCCUUUGGGGCGCCCCUCACCAAGCUCCAGAACAUCCAGUUCAAGCUGGCAGACAUGGCCGUGGCCCUGGAGAGUGCCCGCCUGCUGACCUGGCGUGCCGCCAUGCUGAAGGACAAUAAGAAGCCAUUCAGCAAGGAGUCGGCCAUGGCCAAGCUGGCCGCAUCUGAGGCUGCAACCGCCAUUAGCCAUCAGGCCAUCCAGAUCCUGGGUGGCAUGGGGUACGUGACAGAGAUGCCAGCCGAACGCUACUACCGAGAUGCCCGCAUCACGGAGAUCUACGAAGGCACCAGCGAGAUCCAGAGGCUGGUGAUUGCUGGGCAUGUGCUCCGGAGCUACCGGAGCUGAGCCCCGCUGGGAGCUGGCCGCCUGCCGCCUGAGGCAAAGGCAGAGCCUCAUGGGUUAACUUGAGGCCUGGUCAGAUCAGGAAGGGGCCCGCCUCAUUCUGUCCCUUAUGUCCCUCACUGUACCUCCCAGUCAGGCUGGGGAUGCCUGUCUCAGGGAGAGGAAAGGCCAGCUGCUGCGACCUGUGACCGAGAAGAAACGAGUAGUCAGCUCAGAACUGGGCUUGGCUGCUCUUUUACAAGCCACCAACAGUGCCUUUCUUCACCCGAGUGGCCCAGGCAGGGCCAUGGGGGGGGGGGGCUGAUGACCCUGGCACUCCCAGGGCCGUCCCCAUGAGCCCUGCUGCUCAGCAGCCAGAACACAAGGGACAGGGCAGGGUUCAGGAGGAGGAGGGGAGGCGGUGACCCAAAUGAGCAGGCCUCGGUGGCAGGAAUUUCAGUGUUUGAGUCCCCAGAGUCGUCUUGGGAUGGCUGGGGUUGGGUCAUGGGGCCCUCGCCAGAGGUCACAUGGGAUGCAGGUGUGGGUUGCGCUGGCGGCCUGUGGCCAAUAAAGCACCUGUGCCCGAGCA
Molecule: messenger RNA, 1891 nt
Organism: Mesocricetus auratus (golden hamster)
Lineage: Eukaryota; Metazoa; Chordata; Mammalia; Rodentia; Cricetidae
Gene: Acads
Product: acyl-CoA dehydrogenase short chain
Exons: 10
Coding region: 205-1326 (373 amino acids)
Biological process (GO): butyrate catabolic process; fatty acid beta-oxidation using acyl-CoA dehydrogenase
Cellular component (GO): mitochondrion
Molecular function (GO): flavin adenine dinucleotide binding
Source: RefSeq, a predicted model, not a curated record